GUCAAAUAUUCAAUAUAUGAUGCAUGCAAAAUUGCUGAAAGUCAAGGUGGCCAAUGCCUUUCUAAUAAUUAUAUUAAUUGUAAUACUCCAUUAAGAUGGAAAUGUGCAAAAAAACAUGAAUGGACUGCUAACUUUCACAGUAUAAAAAAUGGCAAGACAUGGUGUUCGACUUGCUCCGAUACCAGGCUUGAUAUUUCAGUUGCUAAAGAAUUGGCAUAUAGCAAAAAUGGUGAAUGUCUCUCAGAAGAAUAUAUUAAUAAUAGAUCGCCUUUAUUAUGGCACUGUGAUAAAGAACAUGAAUGGAUUGCCAAUCUUAUGAAAAUAAAAAAUCAUAGUUCAUGGUGUCCAGGCUGCAGACGUAUAAAACCCCUUAAUCUUGAAAUUGCUAAACAAAUAGCACAUGAUAGAAAUGGAAAGUGUCUUUCAACCGAAUAUAAAAAUUCUAAUGCUCCAAUGCAGUGGCAAUGUGUUAUGGGAUAUAAAUGGAAUGCAACACUUAGGAGUAUAUCAGGGCGGCCCCCCAAAGUACUGGUCGAUGAUCGACGUCGGGUCGAUGAUCGACGCUGGAUCGAGGAUCGAUGUCAGAUCGACGUCACUGCCGCAGCCAGCUUAUCAUGA
This is a messenger RNA of Racocetra persica, 618 nucleotides long. Lineage: Eukaryota; Fungi; Glomeromycota; Glomeromycetes; Diversisporales; Gigasporaceae. The record is from the annotation of a GenBank genome assembly.